This is a messenger RNA of Medicago truncatula (barrel medic), 2035 nucleotides long. RefSeq names its product mediator of RNA polymerase II transcription subunit 25-like. Bases 978 to 1859 code for a protein of 293 amino acids. Gene Ontology annotation, cellular component: mediator complex; transcription regulator complex. Gene Ontology annotation, biological process: positive regulation of transcription by RNA polymerase II. NCBI's taxonomy places the organism in Eukaryota, Viridiplantae, Streptophyta, Magnoliopsida, Fabales, Fabaceae. The transcript is spliced from 8 exons. The record is from RefSeq and is a predicted model, not a curated record.
AAUGUUGCAAAUAUAUUAGUUAGUCGAUUGUUUGUAACAUUCAUUGAUGAUUGUACUCGAGUUAAUUGGGUCAAUAUAUUGAAACAAAAGUCUGAAGCUACCUAGUUUCUACAUUUCUUCUCAAUGGUUAAAACUCGGUUCGGAGUGAGUAUUAAGAUAGUCAUGUCUGAUAAUGCCAAAGCUUACUUUAUUCACGAGUUUAAUUCUUUUUGUCAAAAAGGGUAUUAUUUAUGAGUCUUCUUGUAUCACAACCCCCUAACAAAAUGGGGUUGUUGAGAGGGAAAACGGACACUUUUUAGAUCAAACUCGAGCCAUGUUAUUACAAAAUCCUAAGAAAUUUUGGGGGGAUGCGGUUUUAACUGCAUCUUAUCUCAUAAAUCGUUUACCUUCUAUUGUCUUUGACUCCAAAACUCCUACGGAAGUUUUAUCGUCAUUCUAUCCUUAUAUGCCCACUUCCAAUAAUCUCACUCCUAGAAUAUUGGGUGUACCUCAUUUGUCCAUAUCCAUAGUGAUGGUAGAAGUAAACCGGUUCUAAUCAAUGCCCUUACCAUUAAUUUCCACAGAAGGAGUCAAUUAUCUAUCUAGAAACAUAACUAGGAUGACGUGAUCUCGACACUCGUUCUAGGAACGAUCUGGUGCGAAAGUAGGCUUCCUUUGACGGGUGGGGAAAGAAACAUUCAUAAUAGAUAUUUUCUCGGACACUCAAGUCGGUAUGUGAUUGAGGAGUAUAAAAUGUGGCAAAUUGUGGUUGUAACUACUUCCAUGAAACCUAGUGUGGAUUGUCUAAGUCGGUUGGAGAUCGAUUUGACGGCUAGAUCAACCAAGGGCAUUUCUUUUGUGCGGUAGGCGCGCAUAUGACUGCCCUUAAGAGUUCUUAAGGGGGUAUAACCAGUUAAUGGGUCUGUCAUAUUGGGCCAUUAUACGGUCUGGAACAGUUUUAAAAAGGGGCUCAAGCAAAUGGUUCAAUCACAACAGGAAUGCCUCAGCAAGAAGUAGAAUCAGACAUGCAACCGCUUGAGAAUGAUGCAACUGCUGCACAACAGACAGCUUCUUCUGCACAAUCAAAGUAUACAAGGUUCUGGAAGGGAAGCUUAACAGAACUAAGGCAAGGACAGCGAGUAUUAAUCACCAAACUCGAAUGUUCCAGGAGUUCUUCUGCCUCUAAGACACUUACAACAAACUGGCCUUCUGACAUGCAAAUAGUUCGGCUUAUAUCUCAAGAGCGCAUGACUAUACACAAGCAACAUGCAAGAAAGGAAGAUCUCCUAGUUUUUCGGCCAGUGAACCCAGGUCGUUCUCUUAGUCACCUGAAGGAAAAGAAGCUGGGUGCAGUUAUUCAAUUGCCAUCACAGACAUUGCUGCUAUUUGUUUCUGAAAAACCCAACCAGUUGAUUGGGAUGUUUAUUCCUCAGUUACAGCUUUCGCAACGGCGACUGCAGCUUCAACAACUUCCUCAGCAGCAGCAAGAAAUGCAACAUCAACACCAGCAGAAUCUUGUAGAAAUGCAGCAGCAGCUUUCACAACUUCGAUUGCAGCGUCAACAACUUCCUCAUCAGCAGCAGCAAGAAAUACAACAACAACAUCAACAGAAUCUUCCACAAUUGCAACAACAGCUUUCACAACUGCGACUGCAACAUCCACAACUUCCUCAGCAGCAGCAAGAAAUGCAACAACAACAUCAACAGAAUCUUCCACAAUUGCUGCAUCAGUUUUCACAACUGCAACUGCAGCAGCAGAUGGUUGGUGUCGGAAUGGGUCAAACCUGUGUUCAAGGUCCUGGACACUCACAAAUGGUUUCCCAGGGUCAAGUUUCAUCACAACGAGCUACAAACAUUGAUGGAAGGAAUUUCAUGAGUUAGCUCAUUUUCUAAUUGUUUCCCCAGGAUUGAAAAAGUCACAAAACACAAGUACUUAGCUUAUUUUCUCAUUUUCUUGCAUAUCAGUUUCAACAUUAAAUGUAUAUUCAUACGUUACUAGUAUGCAAUCGCAAGUACUUAGCUCAUAUAAUUUAUGCCAGACAGUGAUAGGUUUGGUU